Molecule: messenger RNA, 1164 nt
Organism: Vigna radiata var. radiata (mung bean)
Lineage: Eukaryota; Viridiplantae; Streptophyta; Magnoliopsida; Fabales; Fabaceae
Exons: 2
Coding region: 1-1164 (387 amino acids)
Source: RefSeq, a predicted model, not a curated record
AUGCGUAAGGUGCGGAGAAAUUUGAAACUUGUGUGUUCUAUUGAAGGAACACUUCCUACAUCUGAAGCCACACCACUUUUAUCAUCUUCAGUCACAAACAUACCAUCCAUUCCCUUACCUGAUCCUAAUCCAAACCGAAUGGCACAGAGAACCAUUAGACAGCUAGCCACCUCCCAUAAUACAGUUACCCAAAGUAACAUUGAAUAUCCUAAUGCUGAGUGGGAGUUGAGACCUGACCUACUAAAUUCAUUACCAAAGUUCAAUGGGUUAUCAAGGGAGAAUCCACACAAACACUUGAGACAAUUCCACAUGUUGUGCGAAAAUUUCAGAUCUCCCAAGAUCACAAUAGAAAGCCUGAAGAUGAGAGCUUUUCCUUUUACUCUUCAAGGAACAGCUCAAGAUUGGUGGUAUUAUCUCUCUACACGGAUUACAAAUUGGGAAACCAUUGAAAGACUAUUUCUUGAAAAGUAUUUUCCUGCAUCCAGACUAUCUGCCAUCCGUAGGGAAAUUCAAGAUAUAAGACAGAGGGACAGAGAGAAUCUCAGUGAAUAUUGGGAAAGAUUCAAGAAACUUUGUGCUUCAUGCCCUCAGCUUCAAAUGACAGACUUCAUUCUAAGUUUUUAUGAAGGCUUAAGUCCAACUGAUAGGUCGUGGGCAGAUGCUGCAAGCAGAGGAUCUUUCUUAGACAGGUCACCAGAAGAUGGGAUAGAUCUAAUAGAACGGAAGGCAGUAGAUAAUCAGCAAUAUGGAACAAGAGAAAAUUCAUGUGGAAUUUGCAUUUCAACUGAUCACUACAUUGAUGAAUGUCCAAGCUUGAUGGAAACUACUUUGGAAAAUCGAUCUCAAGUUUUUGCUGCAAACACGUUUGGAGGAAACAGACCAUACCAGAAUUAUAAUGAUUCAUCCUCAAAUAGGUAUCAUCAGAACUGGCAACCUUAUGUUCCACCUCAACAAAGGCAUCAACCUCAGCCUGAAAUGUCACUGCAAGAUUUCAUGAAAACAAUGCUUGAGCAAACUUCAGAGAUCAAGAAAUCAAUUGUAGAUUUGACUCAGAGAGUGGAAAAGUUAGAGGCUAAGGAGUCAACCGCGGCUAUAUAUGCUGCGGUUCUGGAACCGCGACCUAUAGGGAAAAACAACCGCGGUCGUUUCCCUUCGCUGCACUAG